AUGUGACGUCAUAUCACCGGCGUCUGUUGUGAUUCAGCUGAAGAAAGAACGUCCAAACACAGAGAAACUCUGCUGAAGCGACUGAGAUCCAUGUGACACUCUUAUAAAAAUGGCGUUUAUUAAAGUAGAGAGUGAAGACCUGAAGAUUGAAGAAGUAUUCAGCAUCAAACAAGAAGAAACUGAGGAACAAACAGGUCUAAAGACACUGAAAGAGGAGAGUGAAGCUCUGAAUGAAACGGAUGAGAAAUAUAAGCUUGAGAAACAUUACGAGUUCAUAACUGAAGAAAAACCAUUUACUAGCUCACAGGCUGAAAAGAAAAGAACCUGCGAAAAGAAGAAAUUUACCUGUCAACAGUGUGGAAAGAGUUUCACUAAAAAAGUAAGCCUUGAGAGGCACAUGAGAACUCACACCGGAGAGAAGCCUUUCCCCUGUCAACAGUGUGGAAAAACUUUCAACCAAAAAGGAACCCUUAAAAUCCACAUGAGAGUUCACACUGGAGAAAACCCUUUCACCUGUCAACAGUGUGGAAAAACUUUCAACCAAAAAGGAACCCUUAAAAUCCACAUGAGAGUUCACACUGGAGAAAAUCCUUUCACCUGCCAACAGUGUGGAAAAACUUUCAACCGAAAAGAAACCCUUAAAAUCCACAUGAGAGUACACACUGGAGAAAAUCCUUUCACCUGCCAACAGUGUGGAAAAACUUUCAACCGAAAAGGAAACCUUAACGUCCAUAUGAGAGUUCACACUGGAGAAAACCCUUUCCCCUGUCAACAGUGUGGAAAGCGUUUUACUCACAAAGCAAACCUUAAGAGGCACAUGAGACUUCACACCGGAGAGAAGCCUUUUACCUGUCAUCAGUGUGGAAAUGGUUUUAAUCAAAAAGCACACCUUAUCCCACACAUGAGAACUCAUACCAGAGAGAAGCCUUAAACAUGCCAAUAAUGUAGAAACCGUUUCAGUUGUAGGAAACCUUAAAACCCUGUUGAGAGUUCACACUGGAGAGAAAUCUUACACCUGCCAACAGUGUGGUAAGGUUUUAAUCAAAAAGCACACCAUGUCAGGCACAUGAUAACUCACACCAGAGAAAGUUUCAGUCAACUUUUAAAACCUGUAAGAAUUCACAUUGUAGGGAGGGUUUUGAUCAACUUGUUAUUAUUAUCAAACUUUAUUAUUCAUUUACAAUUUAUUUUGUUCAUGUGGCAGACGCUUUUAUCUAAAGCAAAUUACAGUUGAGGAAAACAACAAGCGAUUCAUCAUAAGAUGCAAUAAACACAAGAAGUGCAUGUUGUACAAGGUUUCAGUCAUCAAUCAAAACCAUAAAUUUAGGACCGGAAUCCUGCAGGGUGAUCAUGACCCCAAAGUCGAGGGGCCUUAUAUCACCCUAAAGGGGUUUAUUCUGUGAUAACAACCCGCUGAAUGUACAUUAUCCCACUUGUUAAAUUGUUACUAAGCACAUAAGUUAUUAAUUGGACACAAAAUAUUGAGUUGAAUAUUUGUACAGUGUACAAUUUUAUAAAACAUUAUAGUACAGUGGUCAGGAUGGUACGUAUAUGUAGUGUUGCUGGUUGCGACAGCACUGCUGGACUGCAUUGUUUUCCAGCAGACUUUAAAAUUAUGCACCAGUGGUUGCAUGCACUUGGCCUGGAAGACUGCGAGUUCCCACCUAGAGCUGGAGUGUGCAAAGUGCAUUUUACACUGGAUUGAUUCUUCAACGCAGUGGAGACGGAAAUCGGCUUCUCCACACAGCUCAUGCUGAAAAGCAACGCAGUGCAGAUCGCAAUGCGGGAGUUAAGGCCACAGCUUGAGCCAGCGGCUCGAAUUGAUAUGGCUCAGGCCCUGGCCCUGGCCCUGCGUCCACAGACACCUCGACAUCCUCCACUUCAGGUGAAGGUGGGGGAGAAAAGUCUCUACUUCAAAUUAACGCUCUGUUGCAAAGCUAUUUGUGUCACAACAAUCACUCUCCAUUUUAGCAACUCUAACAGCAGCUGUCAAAUAUUCCGUCACUGCGGGUCUCAGGUUCACGCCCCACCCGCUCAGCCCUGCCUUCGGUUCGUCCCCUGUAUCUCCGCUGUGCUCCACUUUUCAAAUAUUGCCAGUGGGUGGAGUCAGGCUCUGACCAGGGGUUUAGUUAUCCUUUAAUGAGCUUAACAAUAACCUGUAUUGUCUCUCUCUGUAUUAUCAACACAAGGAAGACUCAAGUCUAACAAAAUAAAUGUUAUUAACAAAAGAUAAAGAGUAAUCUACAUCUACUAAAUGUAUACCAUGAAUGCGUCAACUAAUGUGGUGCACUCGGCUAAUGCACUGGUUCCAAAACCAUGAGGUCGUGGGUUCGAAUCCAGGGUGGGUCAGGUUGAUUUGUUGUCCUGAUGUAAAUUCCGUUUUAAUGGGUGGUGUUAGCGCAGUGGAUAAGACACAUGCCUUUGGUGUGAGAGACCCGGGUUCGAAUCCACUCUGAGACACCAAUGUGUCCCUGAGCAAGACACUUAACCCCUAGUUGCUCCAGAGGCGUGCAACCUCUGACAUAUAUAGCAAUUAGUUGCUUUGGAUAAAAGCGUCAGCUAAAUGAAUAAAUGUAAAUGUAAUGAAUAACAAAGGAAUAAAGUGCAUAAGAUGCAAGUUAGGUGUUGCUAUAUCAGAGUACUGUUAUUGAAUGCAAAGAUAAACUCGCUUUCUGAAACUAGCCUUGAUCACAGAGCGCUAUAGAUGCUGAUCUCCUGGAACAGAAAAGGGUCCUUAAUCUGAAACACGCAGACAAAAGUACCUUGGCAUGAAGGUUUAACCUUGGAGCUUAACCUUGGUGCAAAUUUCUGUAUGUCAAGUCAAUAAACCUUAAUUUAUAUAGCGCUUUAAACAAAAUACAUUGUGUCAAAGCAACUGUACAACAUUAAUUAGGAAAACAGUGUGUCAAUAAUGCAAAAUGACAGUUUAAGGCAGUUCAUCAUUGAAUUCAGUGAUGUCAUCUCAGUUCUGUUUAAAUAGUGUCUGCAAUCAUUUGCAAUCAAGUCAACGAUAUCACUGUAUAUGAAGUGACUUAUGUCUUCUGCCUCUCUGGGCUGGAGAUUUAGAACUUGGUCAACCCACUUCUGCCUCUCUGGGCUAGAGACUCAGAACUUGGUCAAUUCACUUCUGCCUCUCUGGCAUAGAGACUCAGAACUUGGUCAAUCCACUUCUGCCUCUCUGGGCUAGAGACUCAGAACUUGGUCAUCCACUUCUGGCUCUCUUGGCUAGAGAUUCAGAACUUGGUCAAUUCACUUCUGCCUCUCUGGGCUAGAGACUCAGAACUUGGUCAAUCCACUUCUGCCUCUCUGGGCUAGAGACUCAGAACUUGGUCAUCUACUUCUGUCUCUCUGGGUUAGAGACUCAGAACUUGGUCAAUCCACUUCUGGCUCUCUUGGCUAGAGACUCAGAACUUGGUCAAUCCACUUCUGCCUCUCUGGGUUAGAGACUCAGAACUUGGUCAAUCCACUUCUGCCUCUCUGGUCUAGAGACUCAGAACUUGGUCAAUCCACUUCUGGCUCUCUGGGAUGGAAACUCAGAACAUGGUCAACCCACUUCUGCCUCUCUGGGCUAGAGACUCAGAACUUGGUCAAUCCACUUCUGCCUCUCUGGGUUAGAGACUCAGAACUUGGUCAAUCCACUUCUGCCUCUCUGGGCUAGAGACUCAGAACUUGGUCAAUC
Carassius auratus (goldfish) is the source of this 3679-nucleotide messenger RNA. Its product is annotated as gastrula zinc finger protein XlCGF49.1-like. Gene Ontology annotation, cellular component: nucleus. The record is from RefSeq and is a predicted model, not a curated record. Gene Ontology annotation, biological process: regulation of transcription by RNA polymerase II. The coding region runs from base 110 to 931 and encodes 273 amino acids. Gene Ontology annotation, molecular function: DNA-binding transcription factor activity, RNA polymerase II-specific; RNA polymerase II transcription regulatory region sequence-specific DNA binding. The transcript has 3 exons. NCBI's taxonomy places the organism in Eukaryota, Metazoa, Chordata, Actinopteri, Cypriniformes, Cyprinidae.